AUGGCUACCCGGAUCGAUACCUACCAGGACGGGGACAAGGACCUCUCGGAGGUCUCGUCCGCCAAAAUCGACAGUGAACUGGCGCCCACGCCCGAUGGCGGCCAGCCUACCGAGCAUGAGAAGACUGCCCUGCGUCUGGUGAGCGACACGGUUCCGCUCGCAGCCUGGCUCGUAUGCGUCGUUGAGACCGCGGAGCGGUUCACGUACUAUGCUCUCUCCGGCCCAUUCCAAAACUACAUGCAAUACCCCUACGGCAACAAGCUCAUCCCCGGCGCCCUCGGCCUCGGCCAGGCCAACGCCAGCAGCAUCUCCUACGGCUUCAUGUUUUGGAUGUACCUCACGCCCAUGCUCGGCGCCUACAUCGCCGACUCGUAUGCCGGGCGGAUGCGGACCAUCAGCGGCGGCGCCGCCCUCUACAUCUGCGGCCUCGCCAUCCUCUUCAUCACCUCCCUGCCCUUCUCGCUCGAGCGCGGUGCCGGCCUCGGCGGCUUCGUCACGGCUCUGCUCCUCAUCGGCGCUGGUGCCGGCUUCAUCAAGGCCAACGUCGGCAUCAUGAUCUUUGAGCAGUACACUGAGACGAAGCAGAGGGUCAAGACACUGAGGUCGGGCGAGAGGGUCAUCCUCGACCCGCAGACGACCAUCUCCAACAUCUACAUGAUCUUCUACAACGUCCUCUGCAUCGGCUGCCUCUCGGGCAUCCCGGCGACGUACAUCGAGCACCGCAUCGGUUUCUGGGCCGCCUUCCUCGUGCCCUUUUGCGUUUUCUGGAUCGCCAUCUUCACGCUCUACUUUGGCAGAAAGACCUAUGUCCAACGAGUCCCUGAGCCCGUCCUCGGCAAGGCCUUUAGCAUCUUCCGCAUCGCCAUCAAGAGCGGCUUCAACAUGGAUGCGGCGAAGCCUUCGUACCAGGCCCAGCACGGCGGAAACUACACAGUCACAUGGGACGACAAGUUCGUCGACGAAUUGAAGCGCAGCCUCUACGCCUGCAAGGUUUUCAUCCCCCAGCCCAUCGCCUGGCUCUGUUAUCUUCAGGCCCUCAACAACCUCGUUUCUCAAGCCGGCACCAUGGAACGACACGGUCUACCCAACGACAUCCUCUACAACUUCACUCUUAUCAUCGAAAUCGUCCUCAUCCAUGUCUUCCGGACUGGGCUCUACCCCUUGCUCCGCAAGUGGCACGUCGGCAUCGGCCCGAUCCGCCGCAUUACGGCCGGCUUCCUCGCCGGCACGCUGGCCAUCGCGUGGGCGGCCAUCGUCCAAAAGAUCAUUUACUCGGCCGGCCCAUGCUACGACGCGCCGCUCGCCUGCGAAGCCAGCGAGGGCGGCACCAUCCCCAACCGCGUCCACGUCAUGCUGCAGUUCCCUUCGUACGUGCUCUUCGCGCUGUCCGAGGUCGGCUUCGCCAUCACGGCGAGCGAGUACGCCUACACCAAGGCGCCCAAGAGCAUGAAGAGCAUCAUCGGGUCCAUCAACUACCUCACCGUCGCCGUCGCCGCGCUCCUCGGCAUGGCGGUCUCCCGAGCGGCCAGCGACCCGGGACUCACCUGGUUGUACACUUCCCUCGCCAUCGUCUACUUUGUGGUCACAUGUCUGUUCUGGUACUUCUGCCACGGAUACGACAAGCUAGAGGACGAGCUGUUUGACCUGGAUCGCGAGGAUAAUGCGUGA
Molecule: messenger RNA, 1668 nt
Organism: Colletotrichum destructivum
Lineage: Eukaryota; Fungi; Ascomycota; Sordariomycetes; Glomerellales; Glomerellaceae
Product: Putative proton-dependent oligopeptide transporter family, MFS transporter superfamily
Exons: 6
Coding region: 1-1668 (555 amino acids)
Biological process (GO): transmembrane transport
Cellular component (GO): plasma membrane; fungal-type vacuole
Molecular function (GO): tripeptide transmembrane transporter activity
Source: RefSeq, a predicted model, not a curated record